AUGGCGAAGAGAAGAAACUUGGAGAAAGGGACUCAUGAAUACAACGAAAUUAACAAAUUGAUAAAAAGGAAAACAAGGAAAGAUUUAAGGCAAAACAACACAGAAAUGAUAACAAGGACCAUCGAAAAAAACAAAAACAUGAAAGUACUUAAAACACGUAACAAUGAUGGACGCCUUCAAAUACAUCAACUAAGGGACGCAAACGGAACCAUCAAAGAGGACAGUAAAGAUUUAAUGGAUAUCUUGGAAAAUUUCUACAGCACACUGGUCCUAGCAUUGUCUCAAAUGAAAAACGGUAAAGCACCAGGGGAAGAUGGAAUUACAGCUGAAAUAAAAAAACUUGGGGGAAGAACUACUGUAGAAGCAAUGACAAUUCUUCUUAAUAAAUGUUUGACAGAAGGCGUGAUACCCCAAGCAUGGCAAAAGGCCCAGAAGAUAGCUGAACUAGAUGCCUAUCAGCCCCCGGAACAAGCUGGCUUCCGAAAAGGUCAUAGCACAAUAGAACACAUACAAUCCGUUCGCACUAUAAUAGAAAAAUGCAACGAGUACAAUGAACCACUACACCUCGCAUUUAUUGACUAUAACAAAGCUUUUGACUCCGAGUUGUGGGUCAUGAACAAUGCAAGAAUCGACUCUCGAUACAAGCAGCUUCUCAAACACAUAUACGAAAAUGCGACAAUCACCGUUAAAAUCUCGGAAGAGAUAGAAACAAACAAAAUGCAAAUAAAAAGAGGAGUAAGACAAGGGGACACCAUCUCCCCAAAGCUGUUUACACUGGCACUGGAAGGCGUUUUUAAAACUCUAGACUGGAACGAGAGAGGCAUCAAAAUCGAUGGCAAACAUCUGAGCCUUUUACGCUUUGCGGAUGAUAUAAUACUCUUUAGCCAGAAUAUAAUAGAAUUACAGGAGAUGUUGGCAGAACUUUAA
Messenger RNA from Anthonomus grandis grandis, 927 nucleotides. RefSeq lists its product as uncharacterized. Bases 1 to 927 code for a protein of 308 amino acids. NCBI's taxonomy places the organism in Eukaryota, Metazoa, Arthropoda, Insecta, Coleoptera, Curculionidae. The transcript is spliced from 3 exons. The record is from RefSeq and is a predicted model, not a curated record.